AAGAAAGGAUUACCCCAAAAGCAAUCAUUUUGAAUUGGAUGAGCUUCAACUAAAGUGGGUGAUUGGCUUAUAGGUAGUUAACUCCCCUGCCUUCCCCUUUCAUUUCUCCUCACUCUUCAAAUUGCUUCAUUUUCUUCUUAUAAUGCUCCUUUGUUUGGGACAAAGAGAAUAAGGGGGCCUUCAGAAAUGAGCACAGCCAGGUUUAUCAAGUGUGUCACAGUGGGGGAUGGCGCAGUGGGAAAGACUUGCAUGCUCAUUUCCUACACUAGUAACACCUUUCCAACGGAUUAUGUUCCAACGGUGUUUGACAACUUCAGUGCCAAUGUGGUGGUAGAUGGUAGUAUAGUCAACAUUGGCCUAUGGGAUACUGCAGGACAGGAAGAUUACAACAGGCUAAGGCCUCUAAGUUACAGAGGAGCUGAUGUGUUUCUUUUGGCCUUCUCUCUAAUCAGCAAGGCCAGUUAUGAGAACAUCUCUAAAAAGUGGAUCCCUGAGCUAAGGCAUUAUGCACCCAAUGUACCAAUUGUGCUUGUGGGAACCAAACUUGAUUUGCGAGAAGACAAGCAGUUCUUGGCUGAUCAUCCUGGAGCAACGGCAAUAACAACUGCUCAGGGCGAGGCAUUGAAGAAGAUGAUCGGUGCAGUCGCUUACAUAGAGUGCAGUUCCAAAACUCAGCAGAAUGUGAAGGUUGUCUUUGAUGCUGCAAUAAAGAUUGCUUUGAGGCCACGAAAACCAAAGAAGAAGCUACGCAAGCAAAGAACGUGCGCCUUCCUCUAAUGCUAAAAAAAAUCAGCGUUGAUCCCAAAUUCUCUUCUCCAACGUUGCUGUCGAUUAUAUAUAUAGUUCAUUUUAGUUUCCUGCAAUUGUCAUUUUACUCAGAAGUUUUGUCUGGAGCCAUGGAAAUCUCUAGGGGGGGGACAAUGGAUAUAUGUAAACUUCUAUGCUGCAAUAUGAGUUAUAUUAUGUGCAGUAUUAAAUUGAUUCUUUUUGUUUAUGGCAAAACAAGAGCCCCUUCACCAUUUUAA
Alnus glutinosa is the source of this 1025-nucleotide messenger RNA. RefSeq names its product rac-like GTP-binding protein RAC13. The transcript has 7 exons. Gene Ontology annotation, molecular function: GTP binding; GTPase activity; protein kinase binding. The record is from RefSeq and is a predicted model, not a curated record. The coding region runs from base 187 to 777 and encodes 196 amino acids. Gene Ontology annotation, cellular component: cytoplasmic vesicle; nucleus; cell cortex. NCBI's taxonomy places the organism in Eukaryota, Viridiplantae, Streptophyta, Magnoliopsida, Fagales, Betulaceae. Gene Ontology annotation, biological process: regulation of cell shape; cortical cytoskeleton organization; establishment or maintenance of cell polarity.